UCCAUAGGUGUUCAUUGUCGAUCCAGGUAAAAUGAAAUCCUUGACAACUUCAGUAUUUUCUCCAUUUAUCAUGAUUUUGCUUAUUGGUCCAACUCCAGUGAGGGAGUAAAAUCUGUAAACUGAUGUUAACUAGAAAUUCAGGUGUGGAUACCUAGGUUUCUUGGCAUAUAGGAAUAUGCAGGUAGGGACUGUUGGCAGUGCUUAUGGCAGUGAGGGGACAGUUAAUGAAUUGAGGGGUAGUCCCGGUAAUACCUGGCAUAACCACCAAAAACCAAACCCGUUGCUGCCAGUCGAUUCCGACUCAUAACAACCCUAUAGGACAGAGUAGAACUGCCCCAGAGUGUUUCCAAGGAGUGGCUGGUGGAUUUAACUGCUGACCUUUUGGUUAGCAGCCAAACGCUGAGCCACUGUGCCACCAGGUUUUCACUACCUGGCAUAUAGAUGUUUAAUGAAUAUUUGUAAAGCUGAGAAGGUAUGCAGAGGUCUUGGGGGAAGGGUUCCUGAAGAGCUGUAAAUAAGAUGCCUAGAUAUCUUUCAGGGAGAGAAGAUGGAGGCAGCGACUAAGGGACCCCUGAGAGCUUGGGGAUGUAGAGCCCAAGAAGGAGCCUUGCACCUCAAUGGGAGUUGAAGCAAAGGCCUCAGUUUCUCUUACCCUGCACCACAGUCUCCUCCCUCUGAGUGAGCGUGGGCCCGAGGGCGAGGCAUUGGCUGUUCUGAAGCCACAAGAGCCGUCAGUUCCUGCCAAACUCCCAGCUAGGCUUGAGGUGCUGUCUUACCCUAAGGCUGGACAUAGGCCAUGAAGCUGCUUCUCCAUCUUGCCAGGCAGUGGUAGGGGAGGGUCCAUAAGGUCCAUGCCAGUGUGGCUUGACACUUGGACCUGGCUGAGUGCCCAGGGGCCCCCUGGCAGGCUGAUGGCUAGGUCGAGGGUUGGACCAGGGGUCUGCUCAGGCCCUGAGGUGUGGGGGGGGGCCCUGGCUCCUCUCCUUUACGAAUUUCUGGGUGGUAUGGUACCCUGUGGACCCUGGCUCAGAGUGGGAGAGGCGGCCUGGCUCCGGAGCCCUGCUGUGGGCGCCUUCCCUGAGCCCUACAUUGUCCUGUGGUGCAUCCUGAGGUCGGUGCUGCCAGAGGAUGUCUCAGCAAUAGAGAGAGAGAUGGAGCAGCUGGCCAAGGAGCUAAGGUAGAAGGGGAUGACCCUGGGGUUCUCACAGGCCAACGUUGGGUUUGCCUUGGGGGCUCUUUUUGGAUGAGUGCUUAGCCAAACAACCAUGUGCUGCUUUGAGGCCCAGCAGCUCUGCCCCAACAUGUGGAAGCUGCGACCACUGCUGAGGAUGUGGCCAAAGGAAGUGGAUCAGAACCGUCUGGGCUUAGGCAAAAUAGAGACGAUCUUGCCACAGGUUGGGAAAAGGAAUCAGGCAAGCAGAGAGAGACAAAUCGGAAACAACCUGGAGAAACUCUUCCUGCAGUGCCUGAAGCCCGCGCCUCAGCAAAUGAGCCUCUUCGCAGGGCAACUUUAGCUAAAGAAGGACCUGGUCAGAGUUUGAUUCUAUAACUGAAGCAAAAUGGACAGUUGGCGCAUCAGUGACUCCUCCCCAUGGAAGGAUGUGGGGGCUGUUGGGCCUCCUUUCUCAGGAGGACGAGUGUGCUUUCCCCUGGCACUGGAGGGCCAUUUUGGUUUCCUCUACCAAGGGUGACCCUACUUCACAACCCUAUAUACUCUGCCCCUUUCUCUGAAGGGGGGACCCCUUCUCUCUGCCCAGACCACCAUUUUGGGCCUCCCCAUGCUUUCAAGCUGAGGGAUCACCUUCCCUGGGAGUGUAAAGACGGGAGAGGUAAGGGAACUUGGGGAAACCAGUCUCUGGGAUUUGUUUCAGGGUUUUUAGCAUUAAAUUCUUUUCACUGUCUAAAGAAGAAGUUAAAAAUAUGUAGAGGGUGGUAAUGCAAGUUGUUGCGGGAAAAUUUGGGAGGGAAGUUGAAGUUUAUUGCUGCUUUGUGUUUUUCCCUGGCAUUGAUUUUAAGGUGCCUUAACAACACAUAGAUGAUUUCGGUUGUUUGUUUCUCUGUUCACUGAAACUUAAUUGUGUCGUUAUACCUGGUAGUUAUCAGCAAAAAUAGAGUUUACUUCUUUUAAUAGUUUUUUGAGCCAAGAAUGCAUGUAUUAACUUCUGAGCAAAAUUUGUUUAAAGACCCCAUCAUUUUUUUAAUCUUUUUUUUUAAUUGUACUUCAGGUAAAAGCUUACAGAACAAAUAGUUUCUCAUGAAACAGUAGUACACAUAUUGUUUUAUGACAAUGGUU
Trichechus manatus latirostris (Florida manatee) is the source of this 2293-nucleotide messenger RNA. RefSeq names its product POU domain class 5, transcription factor 2 (gene POU5F2). Lineage: Eukaryota; Metazoa; Chordata; Mammalia; Sirenia; Trichechidae. Gene Ontology annotation, molecular function: RNA polymerase II cis-regulatory region sequence-specific DNA binding; DNA-binding transcription factor activity, RNA polymerase II-specific. The record is from RefSeq and is a predicted model, not a curated record. Gene Ontology annotation, biological process: regulation of transcription by RNA polymerase II.